CUUCCCCUCUGUAGGAAAACGAGACACACGCUCUGGCAUAAAAGGGCAUGUGCUGUUGGGGCUCAGACAGAGUCAACCCAGGAUCCUGCCUGACGCGAAGCCAUGGCCCACAGUCUUGUUCACCUCGCGCUGGCCGCGGUGGCGGUGCUCGCCGUGCUGCUGCUGGACCCCGCGGCGGGCCAGGCGGCGACGGCGACCUGUGACGUGUGCACGGCGGACGGCUGGUUCCCGCCCAGCGGCGCGGCGGCCGGCGACAACUGCCAGACGCAGUACUGCGUGUGCUACGCGCCCUACACGGACGUGACGGACCCCAACGCGGCCGCCGGCACGAGCGGCGCCUGGCUCUACACCUGCCCGGCGGGCGCGGGCACCGCCACGUGCUUCAGCCAGAUCACCAAGAAGUGCACGACCUGCCCGGCCACCUGCUAGUGACCCCACGACGCGUCAGCAGAAAGUGAUAAUAAAUGAUUCUGUCGCUCA
Molecule: messenger RNA, 480 nt
Organism: Frankliniella occidentalis (western flower thrips)
Lineage: Eukaryota; Metazoa; Arthropoda; Insecta; Thysanoptera; Thripidae
Exons: 2
Coding region: 103-429 (108 amino acids)
Source: RefSeq, a predicted model, not a curated record